AAUUUAUUUUACAGUUUGAAAAUGUCUGAGAACCCCUACUUUGUAGGAUACUGGAAACUUGCAAACCUGGACCUUUCUAAAAAUGCACUUUGCAUCAGUUGGACUGGUUAUUAUUAUUAUUAUUAUUAUUAUUAUUAUUAUUAUUGUUAUCUAUAAAAGUUUGUCUCAGGAAUAUAUUGUUAUAUUAUUUCUUAGGGAAAUGACUAUUUGUUUACCAUAUAUGUUUAUCAUUUAUUAAAGAUCACCCUGCUGGAAAAAACAAAACAAAACAAAAAACAAUAGAAGAAUUUGUAAUGGUUUUAAUGAUUAUAAUGGGAAUUGUAUUGAUUUUAAUGGAAACUGUAAUGGUCCCUGUGGGUCUCUACUGGUAAUUUGUUGCCUUCUAUUGUUGACAUGUUAUGUCUAAUGGAUACCUUUAAGGACCAAUAAUGGUAAUGGUCUUUAUGGUUAGCUGAUGGUUCUAAUGAUAUUUGUACUGCAAACCAUUAGAAUUUCUGUGAUGGUUUCUAUUUUUAUUUUUUCCAGCAGGGCAAGAAUAUAUGACACUGUACUGAAGUUUAAAACGGAUUAAGCUUUUGGGAAAGCACUUCGGUACUGUUUAUGGGAAGAAAAAUCGCCAGAACAAUAAAUGACUUUCUGUAAACGAAUAUAUAGUUAGUUUAAUAUUUUAUCAAGUUAUCCUUGUCGAAUAAAAACUAGUUUCUAUGUAAAACAACACUGAGGAUGGCGUUUUGUUUAUUUAUGUUCCAACGUCAUCACCAUGAAUCCGGAAGUUACUCCGGGUUCAUGGAAAUACCCGGAAAUACUCCGCGCAUGCGUACAUCAAAAAAGAAAGCAGUUCUCGGAGCUAUUAACAGUUUUAGCUAAAUAGCUUGAUGGCGGUGAUUUUUGUAAUUUAAUAAAGAUGUCCAAAGCGCCUGUACAGGCCAGUGCAUCGGCAGGCAACCUUGGACAUUCAUCAUCAUCCUCCUCUUCUUCACCUCCUUUGUCUUCUCCCGCCAACGCUCUGCACGCGCAAACGGAGAAGCCUCAACACUACACAUAUCUGAAGGAGUUCAGGACGGAGCAGUGUCCUCUGUUUGUGCAGCACAAGUGUACCCAGCAUCGUCCUUUCACCUGCUUCCACUGGCACUUCCUGAACCAGAGACGGAGACGGCCCAUCCGCAAGCGGGACGGCGCGUUUAACUACAGCCCCGAUGUUUACUGCGUCAAAUACGAUGAGGGCACAGGGACCUGCCCCGACGGAGACGAAUGUCCUUUCCUGCACCGGACAGCCGGAGACACGGAGCGGCGCUACCACCUGCGUUACUAUAAGACCGGCUCUUGUAUUCAUGAGACGGACACGAAAGGCCACUGCAGUAAAAAUGGCCCCCACUGUGCCUUUGCUCACGGAUCUCACGAUUUGCGAUGUCCCGUCUAUGAUAUCAGGGAGGCCCAGGCUCUGGAGGUUCAGACCGGAUCCGGUUUGAUGGAGAGCGGAGUCGGGGAUGGACAGUCCGGGUUAGUGGCCAGCGCUGCUCUUAUAGAGAAGACUCUGAGUGAGGAGCCGCGAUGGCAGGAUAACAGCUACGUGUUGUCGCACUACAAGACCGAGCUCUGUAAAAAGCCUCCUCGUCUGUGUCGCCAAGGUUAUGCCUGCCCGUACUAUCACAACAGCAAAGACCGCAGGCGCUGCCCUCACAAGCACAAAUACAGAGCCUUGCCGUGUCCCUCAGUGAAGCACAGUGAUGAGUGGGGUGACCCGAGUAAGUGCGAGAGCGGCGAGAGCUGCCAGUACUGUCACACACGUACCGAGCAGCAGUUCCACCCUGAGAUCUACAAAUCCAGCAAAUGCAAUGAUAUGCAGCAGAGUGGCAGCUGCCCCAGAGGGCCUUUCUGCGCUUUCGCCCACCUCGAGAGAGCGAGUAUGAGCGAGGAUCAGCCUUUCCCAGAGUGCAGCUCUUCUCCUUCAUCAGCCCUCACUUCAGCAAUCACAGACAACCCAGAGCAAAGCCUUCUGGGAAGGAUUCUGUACGAGGACACCUCUAUUUUGGAUCCCCUCAAUUCCAUCUGGGCAGGAGAAGUGGGUUAUGGGAAAGCGCCAGGCUUUGAGCGGGAGGAUCAGGCAAAACAUAAGACGUAUGCAAUGGAACAUCGCAAUAAAGAAAUCGGUUCACAUAGCAAGCCGGAGCUGUCUGUGUUUCUACCGGUGGGCAGCCCCCUCAGUCUGUCGUCCAGUGUGCCCUCCAGCCUCGCUGCGACUCCUCCCAGCCCAGCGCCUUCAUCUAGCAUGAAUGCCAACGCACUGCCGUUCUACCCCACCAGUGACACCGUGGAGUCUGUCGUAGAGUCUGCACUGGAUGAUCUUGACCUGAAUGCGUUUGGUGUGUCAGCUCUGGAGAAAAGUCUGGAGAGCAGCUCCAUGCCCAGCAUGGGACUCCUGUUAGGAGGAAGUCAGCUUCAGAGUUCGGCUCCUGUUAACAUCCCUGGAUCCCUCAGCAGCCCCUCCCCUUUCCGAUCUGCCUCCCCGUCUCCUCCAAUCAGAGCUCACGCUUCUCCGUUUCUGUCUGCCCAGUUACCACCGCCCACCCAAUCAGAGAGCAGCUUUUUGGGACCAUCUCAUAGCUCUUUAGGUCUGAAUGGAAUGAGCAGUAGUAUCUGGGAACAUUUUCCCCUGGGCUGUUCUCCUGGGACACCCCCAGCCCUGCUCUCCGCCGGAAGCAUGUUCUCCGAGGCCUCCCGUCUCAAACAGGAAGUGGAGGAGGCUCACAGGGUGCUGAAGCACUGGGACCACAGCUGGAGGCAGAUGUCUCAGUCAUGGGCGGUGCUGAAGGCUGAUGCAGAAGAGGCUCGGUUGCUGGCAGGCCGGUUGGGUUUGGAGGCGGAGCGAGCACGUCAGGCUGAAGAGGAGGCACAGGAACAGGUCACGCUCCUGGAGGAGGCGCUGGAGAGCUUACGCAGCUCCGAUAACCCCCGACUGCAGGUACACCAGCUGCAGCUGUUACACAAACUCCCACUCGGCUCCAUCUGCAGUUUACAAACUCAGAUCUGCACCUGCUUACGGACGGUGGAACAGGCCGUGUACAGGAAGCAGCGGUUAUGUUGCGUGUCGUGUGAGGAGUUGGGCUGUGUGGCGUUGCCGUGUCAGCACGGUGUGUGCUGUGAACGUUGUGCGGCCUCGGCCGAAUGCCCCGUGUGCUCCGAGCGCCAACAGAGCCUGAAUCUACCCCAAUCCUAACCAACAGCCAUAUAAUACCGAACCGUUCCUUACACUUAGCACUGAACAUCGCUCUGAGCUUCAGCAUCCUCCUCCUGGAGAUUUAGUUCAGUUCCAGCACAAAUCCAACACAAAUCCCACAGCCAGUUGCUGUAGUUGCAUGCACGUUUGAUUGUAGCCAGAUGUGAAUGUAAUUUGGCACUACAACAACAACAAAAAAAGCAAGUUGCACAAAGACAGCAUAGUUUUAGUGUAAAAAUGUGUAUAUAUUUUUUUUUUUAUAUAUAUAUAUAGUCUUGGAUUGAGUCAGCCGGUUCACGUUUCUUUGUUGCUGUUGUUUGACAUUAAAUUCUUAUUAAAUCGGUUAAAAACCCCAGUUUCAAAGACUGAGAACCCCAAGCAUGUCUUGAUGACCAAAGUAAACAUCCCAUAAUAUGUGUAUUAUUUUAUUCUUUCUUUACCAUGGCAGGGUUGAAUUCUCGAUUCUGAUUGGUCAGAAAGUGUUAUUUUUUAAAAAUUUUCUAUAACGGCAGCUCUGACGGUAGUUCCAUCUCCAAAUCACAGAUCUAUUGAUUUAUUUCUAUUAACACACUCGUUCUGAGACGUUUCUGUAGUAACGAUUUAAACAGCGACUCGUCUAAAGUUUUGUUUUUUUUUUUUGGUUUUUUUGUAAGUCGUUAUUUAACACUUUGGGAAGGAGUCGUCAGUGCGUUGUAACAGUCCAGGAUAAAGCUGUAACUUCAGCAGAGACGGCUGGUUAGGGAAUGAAUCACGAACAGAGUUUAACGAGAGAUUUAUUUAGGAGCCCGAAUUACGACUAAAUUGAAGUUUGACUGGUGCGUCUGGCUGCUUUUUCACAUAUAUGUUAAAAUGUAAAGAUAUGAUGAACUAAGCUUAUAAUUAUGCUGUUUCUAGGCUUAUACGGAAGCUGGAUCUCCAGGAGAAGGUUUGAAAUGGUCGAGUAAAACUUUUAUUUUUUUUUAUUCUUUUUUUUUUUUUUUACCUCAGCUGAUCGUUCUCACUCCCUGAUCGUAAGAAACAAAUAGAGGCAAAAAUGAACAAUAUGAACGUUUCAAGUGCCAGAUUCACAACAGUGACACUUUCUGCACUGAUCCUUUUAUCUUACGUCUCUCGAACACUACUCUUCAAACCUCUCGUCUUUAUCCAAAUCGUUUUCGACGCUAUGACGUGUCCUGCUUUCACGCUCCUGAACAUUUAAACCAUGCGCACUCAGAAAAAAUACAGUACUAUAGUACCCUUCUGUACCUUUAAUGUGCAUCAACUUUGAUAUAGCGUACCUUUUGAAGUUGAUUUAAGAUACUUCAGUGUUUUUUUUUUUGUUGUUUUUUUGAGUAAAGCUUUAAAGGUAAAAGAUACAUACUAAAGGUGCAAAAGGAAAGGUACUGUUUAGUACCUAUUCAUCACGACUCGGCACAUAGCUCUCCGAUCGUUCACUGUUCGUCUUCUAGCGCACAGUUUUGGGUGCAGCGAUUUUGUAGUGUCGUCUGAAUUCUCAGUAUUAGUUGGAUUCUUACCCAUAGUGCACCAUAAAUCUAGGGUAGACACGAGUACCACAAUGCAUAGAGAUUUCUUUUAACUCGGAACGUUUUGGUCAAAAUAGACACGAAAGCAGCUGACUUCAUAUAUCCUGAUAAUUGUGUUUUUUGUGUUGGUUUUUUUUUUUUUUAACUUAAAAGCUAAUAGAAACUUUUUAGUGGCAUGUUUAAUGCACCUUUUUAAAGAAAAAAAUCACUUUUAAUACUGAAGUAUUUUUAUAAUAAGCAAAUUAUUUAUGUAUCCAGUGCAGCGUCUCCCUCACUGCUGCCCCCUAUGUACUGCUCUAUAUAGAUCAGUCUUUAUAGUAAAUAGUAAACGAGUUGAGUAACGAAGCGAUUUCAGAUACGGCACAAGAGAAAUACAGAGCACGAGUUCUUUCAUAUUCAGUUCUUUUUUUCCCACUGUUUAAAGUUUAUUGGCAGAUUCACACAGCGCAUUUAGAUUCCAGGGCGACUACAUGCACACUUUAGCAUUACAUCUCAUUUAACACACCUGAUUUAAGCUAGGAUGAAUUUGGCGCGUUAGAAGACGGUCACAGAGAUAUUUAGGGCUUUCGCUUUCUAUCUCUAAAGCCUGGCUUUAUACCAGUCUGAGAUCUGCUCCUCUUCUCCCUGCUUCAUCCACACACACACACACACACACAUAUUUACUCACACUUACUCACAUAUGGCUGUUGGCUAGUACCGGUUUGUUUCGUUUCAGAAGU
Messenger RNA from Ictalurus punctatus (channel catfish), 5459 nucleotides. It is a transcript of the gene unk, whose product is annotated as unk zinc finger. The record is from RefSeq and is a predicted model, not a curated record. Gene Ontology annotation, biological process: cell morphogenesis involved in neuron differentiation. Lineage: Eukaryota; Metazoa; Chordata; Actinopteri; Siluriformes; Ictaluridae. Gene Ontology annotation, molecular function: metal ion binding; mRNA CDS binding. The transcript is spliced from 15 exons. The coding region runs from base 905 to 3217 and encodes 770 amino acids.